AUAGAUGAGCUGAGGACAGAGAUGGAUGAGAUGAGGGACAGUUUCUUUGAGGAGGAUGCUUGUCAGCUUCAAGAAAUGCGCCAUGAACUGGAGCGAGCCAACAAGAACUGCCGGAUCCUUCAGUACCGGCUGCGCAAGGCUGAGCGCAAGAGGCUCCGCUAUGCCCAGACCGGCGAGAUCGAUGGCGAGCUCUUGCGCAGCAUGGAGCAAGACCUCAAGGUUGCAAAAGAUGUAUCAGUGAGACUUCACCAUGAGUUAGAAAACGUGGAAGAAAAACGUACUGUAACAGAAGAUGAAAAUGAAAAAUUAAGGCAGCAGCUUAUAGAAGUUGAAAUUGCCAAACAAGCACUACAGAAUGAACUGGAAAAGAUGAAAGAGCAAUCACUAAAAAGAAGAGGGAGCAAAGACCUACCAAAAUCAGAAAAAAAGUCACAGCAGACACCAACAGAGGAGGACAAUGAAGACCUGAAAUGCCAGCUACAGUUUGUCAAAGAAGAAGCAGCCUUGAUGAGGAAGAAAAUGGCUAAGAUUGAUAAAGAGAAAGACAGAUUUGAACAUGAGCUGCAAAAAUAUAGAUCCUUUUAUGGGGAUUUGGACAGUCCCUUGCCAAAAGGUGAAGCAGGUGGGCCACCUACCACAAGAGAAGCUGAGCUCAAGCUUCGAUUGAGACUUGUGGAGGAGGAAGCUAACAUUCUUGGGAGGAAAAUAGUGGAACUAGAAGUAGAAAACAGAGGACUGAAAGCAGAGCUUGAUGAUUUAAGAGGAGAUGAUUUCUCAGGGACUGCUAACCCACUCCUGGGAGAGCAGAGUGAAUCCCUGUCAGAAUUAAGACAGCAUUUGCAACUAGUAGAAGAUGAAACAGAAUUGUUGAGGAGAAAUUUAGCUGAUUUGGAAGAACAAAACAAACGCAUAACAGCUGAGCUGAACAAAUACAAGUACAAGUCGGGUGCCCAUGAGAGCUCUAGGCACCAUGAUAACGCCAAGACAGAAGCAUUACAGGAGGAACUAAAAGCUGCACGAAUGCAGAUCAAUGAGCUGAGUGGCAAAGUCAUGCAACUCCAGUAUGAGAACAGAGUCUUAAUGUCCAACAUGCAGCGCUAUGACUUGGCCUCUCACCUUGGGAUCCGUGGCAGCCCCAGAGACAGUGAUGCGGAAAGUGAUGCAGGAAAAAAAGAGAGCGACGAUGAUUCCCGCCCCCCUCACCGCAAAAGGGAAGGCCCCAUCGGUGGGGAGAGCGACUCCGAAGAGGUACGCAACAUUCGGUGUCUGACACCUACGAGGUCUUUUUAUCCGACACCAUCUGGGUGGCAGAAAAGCUUCACUGACAGGCAGCAGAUGAAGGAUAUUCGCUCUGAAGCGGAGCGACUGGGCAAGACAAUAGAUCGUUUAAUUUCUGACACAAGCACCAUCAUUACAGAGGCAAGAAUUUAUGUAGCUAAUGGAGACCUCUUUGGACUGAUGGAUGAGGAAGACGAUGGCAGCAGAAUACGUGAGCAUGAGCUUCUUUACCGGAUCAAUGCACAGAUGAAGGCCUUCAGGAAAGAGCUCCAGGCUUUCAUCGACAGACUUGAAGUUCCAAAGUCUUCGGAUGAUCGAAGUGCAGAUGAACCUUUGUCAGUGAGUCAGAUGUUCCAGCCUAUCAUUUUACUUAUUCUCAUCCUUGUAUUAUUUUCAUCCCUUUCAUACACAACAAUAUUUAAACUUGUCUUCCUUUUUACACUGUUUUUUGUACUGUAAGCCAUUCAUCAUUUACUGUUCAUUGUAGUAUUAUUUUCAGUUUGUUUAUUUUGUCCACCCUCCAAGAUAAGAAGUGCAAGAGACAUAGUUUCUGUAAUAGCCACUGUUAUAAAAACACUGAAGACUACUUGUUUGCCAAAACCUAACCAAAA
Messenger RNA from Mesitornis unicolor (brown roatelo), 1889 nucleotides. RefSeq names its product SOGA family member 3 (gene MTCL3). The coding region runs from base 22 to 1737 and encodes 571 amino acids. The transcript has 5 exons. Gene Ontology annotation, biological process: regulation of autophagy. NCBI's taxonomy places the organism in Eukaryota, Metazoa, Chordata, Aves, Mesitornithiformes, Mesitornithidae. The record is from RefSeq and is a predicted model, not a curated record.